This is a messenger RNA of Carassius auratus (goldfish), 756 nucleotides long. RefSeq names its product hepatocyte cell adhesion molecule-like. Bases 1 to 756 code for a protein of 251 amino acids. Lineage: Eukaryota; Metazoa; Chordata; Actinopteri; Cypriniformes; Cyprinidae. The transcript has 6 exons. The record is from RefSeq and is a predicted model, not a curated record.
AUGUACAGGCUGGCUGAUGAAGUGAAGUCAGUGUCAGUGAUGGAGGGAGAUUCUGUCACUCUGAAGACUGAUCUUACUGAAAUACAGAGAGAUGAUCUGAUAAUGUGGACAUUUGAACUCGUUCUCAUAGCUAAAAUCAACGGAAAAGACAAUAAGAGAGAUUUUUAUGAUGAGAGAUUCAGAGACAGACUGAAGCUGGAUCAGACUGGAUCUCUGAUCAUCACAAACACCAGAACCACUGACUCUGGACUUUAUAAAGUCACCAGCAGCAGAAGAGAGACGCCACUCAAUACAUUCAAUCUCACUGUCUUUGCUUGUCUGUCUGUUCCUCUCAUCAGCAGUACAUCUUCACAGAAUACACCAUCAUCAUCAUCAUGUUCAUUUCUGUGUUCAGUGGUGAAUGUGAGUGAUGUGACUCUCUCCUGGUACAAAGGAAACAGUUUAUUGUCCAGCAUCAGUGUGUCUGAUCUCAGCAGAAGUCUUUCUUUACAUCUGGAGUGUCUGGAUGAUUUCUACAGCUGUGUGGUGAACAAUCCCAUCAGGAACCACACCACACAUCUCAACAACACUGAAUAUUGUCAGCCAUGUUCAGAUGUAAGUUGGAUAGCGCUGAUUUCUGCUCCUGGGUCUCUGUUGAUCAUAGCUGCAGUUGGGAUCUUCUUCAUCUGCAGGAAACACAGAAAAACAGACCAAGAAGCUGAAACUGUUGAGACUGGAGCAGAGAUCACUUACGCGGAUCCAAUAUUCUACAAAUGA